AUGGUUUCCUCAUCACUUCGGAUUAGCGCUGGUUCGCUUUUCCUGCUGAGUCUGGCCUCGUCUGUGACUGCCAGCUCAAGCUAUUCGCUGGUCGAGAAUUGGCAUGGUGACAAAUUUCUGGAUUUUUUCAACUUUCACGUCGGUGAAGAUCCGACCAACGGGUUCGUCAACUACGUCGACCAGAGCAGUGCUGAGAGCUCAGGGCUGGUAAAGGUGCUGGACUCGGGUGGUGUUUAUAUCGGUGUCGACCACAAGAAGACGAUUUCGACAAGCUCUCAGGGUCGUGACUCGGUGCGCAUCGGCAGCAAGAAGUACUACGAUGAGUCUCUGGUGAUCGCCGAUCUGGCCCAUAUGCCAGGCAGCGUUUGUGGUUCAUGGCCUGCCUUCUGGUCUGUUGGCAAGAACUGGCCUGCCGACGGUGAGAUUGAUAUCAUUGAAGGUGUUAACCUCCAGGACCACAACGAGAUCGUCAUGCACACUGCUGGUACAUGCAGUAUCACCGACACUGGAAUGACUGGUAGUGUCAACGCCACGGGAUGCGGUGAGGACCUCGGUACAGUCGGCUGUGUCAUUGAGGGUCAAGAAGGAAGCUAUGGUACCUCGUUCAACAAGCAGGGUGGUGGUGUCUAUGCGAUGGAAUGGACCGACAAGCACGUCAAGAUCUGGUUCUUCCCUCGCUCCAAGAUCCCCGCCUCUAUCACUAGUGGCAGCCCCGAUGUCACCCAAUUCGGUACCCCGAUGGCCCUGGUUCAGGAUGGCUGCGACGUCGCCAACAGCUUCAAGGAACAAUCUUUCGUCUUCGAUGUUACCUUCUGCGGUGACUGGGCUGGUGGUGUUUACGGCCAGUCCGGCUGCCCCAUGUCUGGCUCCGACUCCUCUACGAGCUGCCGCAACUACGUCGCUAACCACCCAGCUGCCUUUACGGAAACCUACUGGGAGAUCAACUCUGUCAAGAUUUACCAGACAGGUGUCAAGCGUAUCGCGGAGACCACUACUGCCAACACUGUCGCGACCCAGGCUACUGCUACUCACGCCUCUGUCGCUCAGGAGACCACUACCAAGACUUCCAUCACCGAUCACACCGUCACCAAGGCCGAUUCUGCGGCUUCCUCUACCUCGCAAGCCGAGGCCGAGUCUGCUGCUGUUAAGACUUCAUCCACCGAGGGAACUCACGCUGCCGAUUCUGCUGCCACUUCGGAGGCUGUUGGUAUCAUCGGUGAACUGAGCCCCACUUCCACUGCUGUGGCGGCUACCACUACAGCAAACGCCGCUACACAGGCCGUUGUUGAGUCCGCAUCAAAUGAGUCAAGCUCCAAGGUCAAGACCACCCGCAUCGUAACCGAAUUUGUUACCGCUACCACCACUCUCUGCCCUGCUGCCGAGAGCUCGUCUAUCGCCGCCGUUCCUGCCAACCAUGAAACCGCUGCAUCCUCAUCGGUCGUUGUUGAGACUCCUAAUGUUGUUAAAUCUUCCAACUCGGCCCCGAUUGCCGAGUCGGUUCCUACCCAGGCUGCGGAAGCCUCACAGCCUACCAAUUCCGCCGGGACCCAACAGGCGAAUGCUGCUACUACCCACGCUGCGCAGUCCCCAGCCCCGACGACUCCCAUCGGUGCCGAUGCAGUCUCCAACACAUCUGCUGAGCAAGGAUCCUCGUCCACCCAGCGUCCUCUGCCAACCAUCAUCCCCGCCCCUGGUGUGAACCCCGACUCUGCGAGUGCCAUUGCCAACCAGCCUCAAACGUCGAAGGCUCUGAUCCCCACCGCAACCGAUGCUUCUGUCCCCUCGGGCAGCACGUUCCCAGGUACUCCCAGCAGUUCUGGAAACUUUGCUCUCUUCACUAGCGGAGCAGACAAGCUGUCGACUGGAUUCUCAGUCUUUGCCGUUGCCCUUGGCUUCGCCAUGGCAGUAUGA
This is a messenger RNA of Penicillium manginii, 1911 nucleotides long. It is a transcript of the gene eng2, whose product is annotated as putative GPI anchored endo-1,3(4)-beta-glucanase. The transcript has a single exon. NCBI's taxonomy places the organism in Eukaryota, Fungi, Ascomycota, Eurotiomycetes, Eurotiales, Aspergillaceae. The record is from RefSeq and is a predicted model, not a curated record. Gene Ontology annotation, molecular function: hydrolase activity, hydrolyzing O-glycosyl compounds. Gene Ontology annotation, biological process: glucan catabolic process. The coding region runs from base 1 to 1911 and encodes 636 amino acids.